UUUCUUCUAUCAUUACAUGCACCAGUGAGACGCUGCAUACAUCGCGGAAGUGUUUGAAAUUUUGAGGAAUAUACUUUUAGGAUAUCUAAAUAAUUUGUGAAAAUGUCUUGGGAUGAUUGGUGCAAGAAUAUUAAAGCAGCAGGAUUUGUUGCAGGUGGAAUAUAUGGAGAGGAUGGCUCAGUUUGGGCAGAAUUUUGUGAUGAUAAUAAUCUAAAGUUCUCUGGUGGAGAAAUUCAACAUAUUAAGAAAUGUAUACAGACUGGUAAUCCUAGUGCAGAAAGUGUUCAUGUGAACGGAGCAAAACAGAUGGUCAUUAAAGCUGAUUCUUCUGAAGGCCAACUUCUAGGAAAAAAUAAAACAGAUUCCUGCAUAGUAGCUGUUAAAUGUUCUAAAUGUAUUGUAGUUGGAGUAGGAGGUAAAAGUUCAGAACCUCGUUCCCUCUUAGAUCCAUUGUCAAAAUUAGGAGAAAGUUUAAAAGGAAAUGGAUUCUGAUGUACAUUGAAGUAAGGCCAACACCAUUUUCAACGCAUUGCCUUCAUCUAUGCAUAAUUCAAGCUGUGUUUUUUUGUUUGUUUCCAAAUCUCUGAUGAUUCCUUUAUUUUGAUUGGUUACUAUAUUUGACAUUACGCACAUACUAUAGCCUAGUAUAUUUCAUCAUCAACUGUUCUGUUGCUACAAGAUCAAAAAAGAUCAAAAUGUAUUGUGGAUACACUUAUUUAAUAACAUAUUAAGCAUUUAACAGUAAAAAAGUUAAUCCAUGUACAUACUUUAAUGAGCUUUUAAGGUUUUUUUUCCUGAGAAUAUUUAUUUUUAGAUUUUCUUUUUAUUUUAUCAUAACAAUUUUGGAUCUCUUUGGAUUUUUGUUGUUUUGUGGGGGGGGGGGGGGAGAUGGAUGUUACCUAAACAAAUUGUUACAGUUGAAUUGAUUGUGUUAACUUUCUGUAAAUAUAACAUAUUACUGUAAAUAAUCUAUUAUAAUAUAUUGCCUUAAUGAAUCACAUAUAGUGCUAUAAUACAGUGUACAUUUUGAAUUGGAUAUAAAUGUAACUUACAAUAAAUAAUGAUACAAGUCCCUAAAAAUAGUUCCUAAGAAUGAUGUACUAUUAGUUUUCUCUCAGUUUAGAAACAGUCUUUUGUAUAUGAAAAUGUUAAUGCUGACAUAUUGCUAUUUUGUGUAGGAUUUGGAGCACAAGUAAAAUUUUCACAUUGUAUAAUAUAUACAUUAUAUGCCAAGUUGUUAUUUUUUUCAUAAAAUGCCAAAAUAGAGCUGAAAUACAAAGAUUUGAAUAAUAGGGGUAUUAAACAAAGGAUAUACAUGUAUGCUUUGUAAAUCAUUGCUUAUUAGUUAUUACAUGUGUGUUAACACACAUACUGUCUCAAAUUUGUGUAACAGUUUUUUCCACCAUUUAUUUUGUUUACAAAUUUUUGGAGAUCAGUUUUUAAGGGAUAUGCUGUAAUUAAAGAUCUUGUUUUUAUUUUUGUAAUAUUUUGUUGCUAAGUUAUUUUUACAAGAAUGUUAUAUAAAUCCUAUAUGUACUGUAUCAGUAUAUGCUACAAGAUUCUCUUGCUUAUUUGUCAUUAACAUUAUGUCAUUAACCUAUUCCAUACAGUCAGUAUAAAAUAAUGCUACCUUCUGCACUAGGACAUUGUGACUUCAUUUUUUCAGCAGUAUGCUAUAGAUAUGGUAGAUGCUCCUGUAAGUCACAUAGUACAUAUCCAAAGGGACCACAUUUUCUUGUUGUUGAAUUUGUUUAUAUGUACAUCGAAAAAAAUAUGCCAGAGCUUGUCUUUUAGUGCUUAAAUCUUUGUUUGUUAGGAUGUUAUUACUUUGUUUACUGCCAAGGAAAAUCACUGUUAAAAUUUUAUGACCUACACAUGUGUAUGAUAUAAAUUUGUACUACAGUGUUACUUACAUAUAGUCUAAUUUGAAAAUAUCUAUGGAUUUUUAAUAGUGAAUAGGUCUCCUGUUGAAGUAGAACUUUUCUUACUUACUUAUUUGUUGUUUUAAGAACAUUACAGUAAGCAGCUGGGGGUAACAGUGGCCUAGUGGUCUGCCUUUCAGCCCAAAGAUGGUGGGGUUCAAGUCCUAUAGGGAUCAUGACUGUGUUUCCUCAUGAUACCAGUACUGGUUUGUUCCAGGAAGCAGAUUGUAUAAGCUUGGAACUUUCUUUACAAUCAAGCUAAAAUAAAUAUGUUUACAUUAAAACUGUAUAAACAGUUGACUGUAUUCAAAUUUGUUAAGACUUCACAGUAGCGCUGGCUGGUCUUUCUUUCAUCCAAGCUAUUGUAUUAUCCCUGACAGUAUAGUCUGAUCCCUAGUUGUAAUUUGAUAUAUAACAAGCAACAAAGUUUGUAGGGUCCUUGGUAUGUAAACUAGAGUUUUACUACAGCCUGCUAAACUCAGCCUUAAAAAAUGAUUUGCAAGUGGGGAAUACCUGUAUUUUUACCAACUCCAUUUUAAAACUUGCAGGCAAACUUCUCAAUUUAUUUCAAUAUAUUUUUUAUAUAUAUAUUAUGUAUGUAUUGCUAUCUACAUAUCCACUGAGAUCAUACAACAAGAACUAUGUUUAUAUACAUCAAGUCAGCUGUAGUUUUCAUUUAAUAUUUUGUUUCUAGUCAGUUAGAGCAAAGCAGAUUUUUUUCUUCAUAUUGCCCAUAUUGCAUAUUAUCCACCAAAAAAUGUUCAUAAAAUCAUAAAAAAUAAAAGCAUGAAUCAAUACUUACCGCAGGAACUUUUUCUAAAUGCAAUGUCAACAAGCUGAUAACAUUUGAGCAUUUCAAACCUUCCUUGUGUUGUAAAUUGCAGAUAUAAUUAUGUCGUGUGUACAUGUAUUACCAUAAAAUUGUUCAAGACUUUUUGUUUGUUCAGCUGGGAAGUUUAUUCACUUUAAUAUAAUUUAUUAUGAUGUGCAUAAGGAAGAUUUGAAUGAUGAUUUAUUUUGAUUUAUUCUGUUAAGUCCUUUUAUACAUAUUAAUUAUUUAGACUGAUACAUUGUACAAUAAUAGAAUGAGGAAAAUGUCACCUGUAAUUUGCAAAUACAGCAUAUUUGCCUUAUUUAAAGGGAAAAAUUUUAAGUACUGUACUUCCUUGUAGGCUUAUAAAAAAUCAAAUGUGUGUAAUACAUGUACAUCUUUUUCAUUUUAAUUUGCACAAUCAUUGCAUCAUAAUUAUACAAGUUUUGAUAGGUUCUAGAGAUAAGAUAUGGAAUUUCCAUGCAAUUUCUGAUCAAUAUUUUACCAAUAAUGCAUUUAUUUUCUGUUCAAUGUAAUCUCAUAAUCCCUCAACUGUUUUAUUUGUAUCUGGGAUGAUAAAUCUAAUAUAUACUUUUAUGUUGAUUUUUUUCCCUCUUCAUGUACACCAAAAUGACUCAUUCCAAGUUCUAUUCAAUAAACAAUGUAGUCUUUA
Ruditapes philippinarum (Manila clam) is the source of this 3406-nucleotide messenger RNA. RefSeq lists its product as uncharacterized. The record is from RefSeq and is a predicted model, not a curated record. Gene Ontology annotation, molecular function: actin monomer binding. Bases 103 to 492 code for a protein of 129 amino acids. The transcript is spliced from 4 exons. Lineage: Eukaryota; Metazoa; Mollusca; Bivalvia; Venerida; Veneridae. Gene Ontology annotation, cellular component: cell cortex.